AGAUCAUUUCCCAUGGUGGUGAGAGCUGGGAUGAAAAUAAAACAGCGUGGCAGGGAGGAGGCAAGUGUUGUGAGUCUGGAGGGUUCCUGGAGAAUGGGGCCUGAGGCGUGACCACCUCCUUCCUCUCUGGAGGGACUGGCUGCCGCCCCCGUAGACACCCAUGGUUGAGUGCCCUCCAGGCCCCUGCCUGCCCCAGCAUCCCCUGCGCGAAGCUGGGUGCCCCGGAGAGUCUGACCACCAUGCCAUCUCCUUGCCUCCUCUUCUUCCUCCUCUUCCUCACCCCCAUGGAAGUCAGGCCCCAGGAACCUCUAGUGGUGAAGGUGGAAGAGGGAGAUAAUGCUGUGCUGCAGUGCCACAAGGGGACCUCAGAUGGUCCCACUCAGCAGCUGACCUGGUGUCGGGAGUCCCCGCUUAAACCCUUCUUAAAUCUCAGCCUGGGGCUGCCAGGCCUGGGAAUCCACAUGAGGCCCCUGGCCAUCUGGCUUUUCAUCUUCAACGUCUCUCACCAGAUGGGAGGCUUCUACCUGUGCCAGCCAGGGCCCCCCUCUGAGAAGGCCUGGCGGCCUGGCUGGACAGUCAAUGUGGAGGGCAGCGGGGAGCUGUUCCGCUGGAAUGUUUCGGACCUAGGUGGCCUGGGCUGUGGCCUGAAGAACAGGUCCUCAGAGGACCCCAGCUCCCCUUCCGGGAAGCUCAUGAACCCCCAGCUGUAUGUGUGGGACAAAGACCGCCCUAAGGUCUGGGAGGGAGAGCCUCCGUGUGGCCCACCGAGGGACAGCCUGAACCAGAGCCUCAGCCAGGACCUCACCAUGGCCCCUGGCUCCACACUCUGGCUGUCCUGUGGGGUACCCCCUGACUCUGUGUCCAGGGGCCCCCUCUCUUGGACCCAUGUGCACCCCAAGUGGCCUAAGUCCUCAAUGCUGAGCCUAGAGCUGAAGGAUGAUCACCCUGCCAGAGAUAUGUGGGUAAUGGAGACGGAUCUGUUGUUGCCCCGGGCCACAGCUCAAGACGCUGGAAAGUAUUAUUGUCACCGUGGCAACCUGACCAGGUCAUUCCACCUGGAGAUCACUGCUCGGCCAGUACUAUGGCACUGGCUGCUGAGGACUGGUGGCUGGAAGGUCUCAGCUGUGACUUUGGCUUAUCUGAUCUUCUGCUUGUGUUCCCUUGUGGGCAUUCUUCAUCUUCAAAGAGCCCUGGUCCUGAGGAGGAAAAGAAAGCGAAUGACUGACCCCACCAGGAGGUUCUUCAAAGUGACGCCUCCCCCAGGAAGCGGGCCCCAGAACCAGUACGGGAACGUGCUAUCUCUCCCCACACCCACCUCAGGCCUCGGACGCGCCCAGCGUUGGGCCGCAGGCCUGGGGGGCACCGCUGCGUCUUAUGGAAACCCGAGCAGCGACGUCCAGGCGGAUGGAGCCGUGGGGUCCCGGAGCCCGCCGGGAGUGGGCCCAGAAGAAGAGGAAGGGGAGGGCUAUGAGGAGCCUGACAGUGAGGAGGGCUCCGAGUUCUAUGAGAACGACUCCAACCGUGGGCAGGAACAGCUCUCCCAGGAUGGCAGUGGCUACGAGAACCCUGAGGACGAGCCCCUGGGUCCUGAGGACGAAGACUCCUUCUCCAGCGCUGAGUCUUACGAGAACGAGGAUGAAGAGCUGACCCAGCCGGUUGCCAGGACAAUGGACUUCCUGAGUCCUCAUGGGUCAGCCUGGGACCCCAGCCGGGAAGCAACCUCCCUGGCAGGGUCCCAGUCCUAUGAGGAUAUGAGAGGAAUCCUGUAUGCAGCCCCCCAGCUCCGCUCCAUUCGGGGCCAGCCUGGACCCAAUCAUGAGGAAGAUGCAGACUCUUAUGAGAACAUGGAUAAUCCCGAUGGGCCAGACCCAGCCUGGGGAGGAGGGGGCUGUGUAGGCACCUGGAGCACCAGGUGAUCCCAGCCUGGAUCUCCUCAAGUCCCCAAGAUCCACACCUGACUCUGAAAUCUGAAGACCUCGAGCAUAUGAUGCCAACCUCUGGAGCAAUGUUGCUUAGGAUGUGUGCAUGUGUGUACGUGUGUGUGUGUGUUUGUAUACAUGCCAGUGAUACUUCCAGUCCCUUUUGUAUUCCUUAAAUAAACUCAAUGAGCUCUUCCAA
Molecule: messenger RNA, 2118 nt
Organism: Symphalangus syndactylus (siamang)
Lineage: Eukaryota; Metazoa; Chordata; Mammalia; Primates; Hylobatidae
Gene: CD19
Product: CD19 molecule
Biological process (GO): regulation of B cell activation; B cell proliferation involved in immune response; B cell receptor signaling pathway
Cellular component (GO): external side of plasma membrane
Source: RefSeq, a predicted model, not a curated record